Molecule: messenger RNA, 6831 nt
Organism: Pectinophora gossypiella (pink bollworm)
Lineage: Eukaryota; Metazoa; Arthropoda; Insecta; Lepidoptera; Gelechiidae
Product: adhesion G-protein coupled receptor G2-like
Exons: 11
Coding region: 534-4319 (1261 amino acids)
Biological process (GO): cell surface receptor signaling pathway; adenylate cyclase-activating G protein-coupled receptor signaling pathway
Cellular component (GO): membrane
Molecular function (GO): G protein-coupled receptor activity
Source: RefSeq, a predicted model, not a curated record
UCAACUGACGAGUCCGAACAUGUUUGAAUUUUUUGUCAGUUUUACCCGCUUCUUUCUGCGAUCGAGUAGUGUUUUGGUGUUAUGGUUACACCGGCAACGGCCGUUAUCGUCUGCAGUGUAUUCAGUUGAUCGUCCGAGACAGUCGUCCGAACAGCUCCGACCCGAAAACGGCCGACGGAUCGGUUUUGGUGUACGCGAACCGUUAGUCCGAUUACCGGUUGGUGAACUGUCAAUGACUGUUGUUGACAGAAACAUUAUUGUUACCCAAUACUCUACCUAACAAACCAAAAGACCGAUUUAAUUCACUCUCAUUGAUGUCUUCAUAUGCAAUUCUCGUCGUUUAAAGUUGAACACAAUCAAAGCCGGAUCUGUAAACGUCAUUGAAGAUUUAAAAAAAAAAAAACUGUGGGAAGAAAAAAGCGGGCACUGUUUAAGUUUAAACUUUAUGCUGUUGGAGUAGAGUUGAUGUAAAAUGUUUGCUGAAUAUCCUCCAUAUUUACAACGGUACUUAUUGAAGACGUGAAAGAGCGAAGAUGAUCCUGUUACAUCGGAACUUUGUCUGCAUUCUACUGCUGAUAAUAUGCAUAAACAUAACGGCAAACGCCAAGAAGACGAAACACAAAUGCCCCAUCGGAUUCAGUUUAGCAUACACAAAAUACAAGGGCGACGACCCUAUAUGCUACAGAAGAAAAGGACCAGAAUCCUUUGCUGAUAAAUUCAAAGACUGUACAGGCAAUUUGUACACAUCAAAACUGUACCAUAGUUUGAACUUCACUGAGCCUAAUGUAAUACUAUGGACUGAUUACAAAUCCUUAUACCCUGGAGGUCCUUUUAUCGACUGGUCGUAUACAGGAUCUACAGGAGACAUUUUACUAACUACAUACGACGUAAAAUACGAUUCCAAUUUAGGAGUAGAUGAAGAAUUAUGUGUAGUUAUAGACCCAGUAACAAAUUUCACAGCAACAAGAUGUGAUGAGAACUAUUAUAGAUAUUGCUUUGUGAAGCCUUAUAAGGGAGAAGAUGAUAUGGAUAGAGAUGGAUGCAGCGAUUUGCCGGAUUAUUGGAGAUUUUACAGCCCAAGAGCUACCUGUCUAACUGCUGUCACGGGGGUUGGAGGUGGAGCUGUUAGAGCGAAUUGGAGACAAGCAAAAGACCUCUGUGCUAAAAGAGGAGGUUUUUUACUGAACAAAGGAUGGCGAUAUGCCAAUAACCCAUUACUCACGACGAAUACGAAUCCUACUAUCCCUCUAGGGAUAGUCCUGAGCAAUGAUAACUCGUCAAUAAGAUAUGACACGCCCAAUGAAGAUGCCUUGAUACCAGCAUCUGAAUGGCAAUUCGAAGAUGAAAUUGGCUCAAAUGACACAUCUCUUGGAGCGCUUCGAGACAACUUCUGGUAUAUGGUCAAUGGAUCAUACAUUUUCUAUGACGUCAUUUGUGAAAGGACACUAACAUUGAAAUCUGUUAGCCUAAACGUCUCUGUUGACCCGGACAACAAACUGGUUCUACAAACCAACGAUUCCGUGAACGAAAGGGACAUCUACUGUUUCUCUGACUCUGUUAUUUAUUUCCCAACUGCAAUUAAGGUCAAAUAUGACGACAGCACAGGCUUCUAUGUCUUAAAGCCGGUGGCUGAUGGCCACUAUUGGUGCGUCCACGUCGAUUCCACCAACCACAUAGUCUCUGAAUCCAAUAAAGCUCUCUUUAUCCGAGAAAAACAAUCUUUAAUCAACUACUACGCUAUUAAGAUUCGUCUAAAAACUGAAUAUAAGUUUGAAAAUCUGGAGCAGUUUUACAGAGACUGGGAAAGGAAAUUGGAGGAGUAUAUCUUUUACAGAACAAAGUAUUUUAAGAUUUUUGGUGAGUUGGAACUCUCUGAUGCUUCGUCAACUGAAGAGGCGUUGAAGAGUUUUAAGGCGUCACAUCCAGGGUUGAAGUGGAAGGAGGUGAUUUACAAGAUAAAGAUAAAGAGGUUAUACUUGGACGGGAAGACUGCUUUAGUCCAUGUACAGUUGAACCCAGAAAUGCUGCCGGUGCCUCCAGGUCGCUGGGACAAUGUUGAAGUGGAAUUCAUGAAACCGAUAUACUACUGUAAAGGUUUUGGAUCAAUCCCCAUGAUGGCGUUAGGGUCGACCGUCACCUCGUCCUCCUGCCGCAACUACACCUGCGUGGGCGACUUCGACGAAGGUGUCCAGUGGGUGACCACAGCCAUCGAAGAGUGCACCACCACAGCUCCCGUCGCAGUUACUGCAGACGUCCGAUUCAAUCACGAGGUCCAUCAGCUUAUGCCCACUGCUCAUCCGCUCACGACGGAAAGUUCUACGGACCAUGAUAUGCAAUACAUCCGCCAGAAUGACUCUUCUGACUCCGACGAAGACACGGAGCGACCAGAAUAUACAACAAGGCCCGGGCCACCACCAAAACCGACUACAGAGCACAUGACGACUACAGAAGAGAUCCCGACUACAACAGUUGAGGAUUCCUGGACUACAGUCACGGAGACUGUUUCCACUGUGUCUCCAACGACGUAUCCAACGGAGACCGUGUCUACUGUACGUCCAGUCCUGCCAACAACGACUACUACUCGUAGACCGCCGCCGCCGCUGCCGGAAGAACAGCUAGAACAAGUGCUAGAAGACCUAGGAAACCUGCUGCAAGAUGCAUCAGUGCCUGUGAUAAUGGAAGACGUAGAAAAUGCGUUUGACGCUGUGGACAUCCUCCUAGAAACAGAAGAAGACCUUGAGAUUCCUGGUCAACUGCUUCACCUUCUAGACGAGCUUGGAGGCAGAAUUGACCUGAAUGGUUCCCACAAAGCCACAACAAUUCGGCCUAACAUUGCCAUGGUUCUGGCCAAUGCUGAACCAGAAACUCCCGUUCGAGGGUUAAGGAUUGCUGCUCGAGAUGAUGAAGCUUUUACUGAUGAUGCCUUUGAACUUAUAACAGAAGUAAACCAGACCCAGUUAGCAUCGAACCAGAGUGAAGCAGUGGUCCACCUCCCGGAUUCAGUCGUCAACUCCUCUCGUCGCAUCAGCUUCGUCGUGUUUCGGAAUGACAGAGCCUUUCAGUCCCAAGCUGGUGUCUAUACCGUCAAUAGCAGGGUCCUGAGCAUUAAAGUCCAAAACGUGACGAAGUUUGAAAAUGGAGAGGUAAUCGACAUUCAUCUGAGUCCAAUGACGGAAAUCCCGGACAAGAAUGUCAGCCGAGCCUGCGCUUAUUGGGAAUUCCUCAACGACACCACUGAAUCCGGAUACUGGUCUCAAAACGGCUGCACUUUCAUCAGGUCCAUCGAUGACGGAGUCCUAGAUACAUGCCGAUGUACUCAUCUCACUCAUUUCGCUGAAAUAUUAGUCCCACGAGCGGUUUUCUCCGACAGAAACGAGGAUGUACUAGAAAUCCUUACUAUCGUCGGUUGUUGUUUGUCAAUAUUCGGUCUAUUCAUGAUAGGCCUAACCGCUGCAUUGUUCAGAUCUUGGAGAAGAGACUUCAGCAACAAAAUCUGGCUUCAAUUAUGUAUAGCCAUUUUCAUGUUGGUAAUUUGUUUCUUGGUUGUAGUAUUUGCUAAAUUCGAUACGUACGACAUCCCUUGUAUGCUGAUAGGAGUUUUGUUACAUUAUUCUGUAUUAGCAUCAUUUUGUUGGAUGUUGGUUGCAGCCGUAUUGUCUUAUAGAAGAUUGGUUAUAGUUUUCACGAGAGAUGCCUCUCAUAAACUUUUGAGAGCCUCUGCUUUCUCUUGGGGAGCUCCCUGUGCUGUGGUUGGUAUUCUUCUCUCAGUGUCCCCUCACUCUUAUGCGGGGCGCUACGAAGAGAAGAGCCCGAGCGGGUCGUUCUGCUAUCCUUCAGGUCUUGGUCUAUGGUUGGCCGUCUACGCACCUAUCGCUGUCAUGCUGCUCGCGAACUGGACGCUAUUUGCCCUGAUAGUUCGUUCUGUGUUUGCGUCUAGAAGGAUUCAAAGACACGGCGACUCAAACGAAGCCAUACGAUGUGCUUCAGUGAGCUGCUUAUUAGUUUUCCUAUUCGGGUUGCCGUGGCUUUUCGGUUUGUUUGCCUAUAACAUCGUAGCAGCUUAUCUUUUUACAUUGUUAGCGACUUUACAAGGGUUCGUUCUGUUCUUGUUCUUCGUGUUGGGGAAUAAGAAGACAAGGGACUUGUGGUUGAAUAAGUUGAAGAUAAAGCAGACGAGGAAGGUUCCCGUUACGUCGUCGACGUAUACGCAUAGAAGUACAGGGGCUGGUUAUAGAGGCGGAGCAGGGGCUUCUACUAUAGAAGCUAACAAUUCUAAGCCCAAAUCUCUGUCUUCUCCUGACAACUCGAGAUUCUCUUGACGAAAGACCAAUAGACCACAUAACCGGUGGUGGCAAUUUACUCCGAAUACUUAAGUCUUGCCAAUUUGAGAUUUUCCCCGCUCUUUCUUUUCUGACGAAUGUAUUUUCGAUAGUUGUUUUCUCUAGUCCUUUCGCUUUUCAUUGUAGUUACGAAAAUUAUUAGACCCGUAGCCAUGGAUGACUUGCCAACUUCAGCUGUAAAAUACUUGGUUAUGUUGGAUCCCAGCUAGCUUGUCCUCGCUACGUCGAACUAAUUCAUUUAAAAAGCAAUAUUGCUAUUUGACAUUUGCGCGUAUGCAAGUACGUGAUGUCAAUAAAUGCCAUCAUCUCCCUAGCAUUAUCCCGUUUCACACAGAGUUCGCUUACCUAAAGAUGAAGAUUUGACAGGUCCUGUUUUUGAAAUGACUGCCUGUUUGACCUUCCAACCCGCGAAUGGAAAAAAGCCAAUACAUGCUAAAAACAAAGGUCAAAUAGCAAUAUUGCUUUUUAGAUUAAUUGCUCUGAUGUGGCCUCUUAACGGCUCUGGGUAUUCAUAAUUUUAAUAAUAGGCCUAAACACGCAGGUAGAUCAGACAGGUAAUACUUAUAAAGAUUUAAGAAAAAGUGUUCAAUAUUUUGUUUUUUUUAAGUUUUAUUUUUGACUCUCCCUUAUUGCAAUGAAACGCUUAUCUAGUCUAUAGUAGUUUAAAGUUCUUCAUGUAAAUUAUUAUUUUCCGAAAAUGUAUUAUCACUUAGAAGUUUGAAAUUCGUAGCAUAUUUAAUGCGAGUUACCAAAUAUUAGGUAAAUAUUGACUAGUUAUAGCUAAUUCAGCCAAGGCUUGAUUUGGCUUGUUUAUAAGCACUUUACCAGACGACUUGGAGUAGUUUAUAAGGAUAAUUCAUUAUGUAUUUAACACUUUCACUAGUUUCAAAACGUGUGUCCUCGGCAGUGUUAGAGAAUGAGAUUUUUGUAUGCAGUGUCCGGUGUGUGUUUGGUACUACGAGGCAUGAAAUAUGACGAAUUAUCUUUAAACAUUUUUCAUUUGUCUGGAGUAUAGAAAAAAAAUGUUAAAAAACUCUAAAAGAAUGCUUGAAAAUCAACGUGACUUUAUUGUCUAGAUAUAUUCAGAUAAGUAGCAAUAGAUGGAGGAAUAAAGCUGUGCGUCUACUUGUACACCAUCGGAGCGUUAGGAUUUUCUAUGACGCGACCGAAUGAAGUUCUAUACCCCUUAUAAUGUUAUAAGGUGUAUAUCGUCGUUGCCAAUUUAAACGCUCUUAGGUACAGUCAUGAGCAAUAUAAUGUACCCACUUUAGGACUGUGUCGCACUAACAUAUUUGACAUUUCGUGAGACUUACAGUUCAAUUUGUCAAAACAGUUAAUGUGACAUGGUACCAAAGUGUAUACAUAUUAAUGCUCGUGACCGUAUGUAUCGUCCUCACCAAAUUUCUUUAUUGUCAGUAUCAAAUAGUAUUUUGCUCCUAAAACAUUCAAUACAAACUCUUAUGUACGUAAAUAUCAAUUAUCUUUUAAUAUUUUUAACACACAAAAAAGCUUCAGGCAGAAGUUUUUUUUAAUUUCAGUAAAAUUGACUCGAUUGCUCAUAAUGGAUUUUAAAUUGGUAACAACGAUUAUAUAGAACUUCAUUCGGUCGCGUAAUCUCUGUUUUCAUCUGAUAAUUCGAAAUUCUCUUGAAAGAGGCGAAAUCUCACGUUUUAAUUAUUCUAGACAUAUCUUUCGUCUCUUUUUUUUUAACUAUUGUGUCUGAAAAUCUCGGUCUUACAAGGUCACGGCCAAUCGGCCUCCGUGGUCCAGUGGUUGAGCGUUGUGCUCACGAUCCAUGGGUCCCGGGUUCGAAUCCCGGUGGGGACAAAUCACAAAAAUCACUUUGUGAUCCCUAGUUUGGUUAGGACAUUACAGGCUGAUCACCUGAUUGUCCAAAAGUAAGAUGAUCCGUGCUUCGGAAGGCACGUUAAGCCGUUGGUCCCGGUUAAUAUUUACUGAUGUAAGUACGUAGUCGUUACAUGAGUCUUGUCAGGGGCCUAUGGCGGCUCUAUAAUAACCCUGAUACCAGGGUUGAUGGGGUUGGUAAUCCAUCUCACAACCCACACGAUACCCCACAAGGUUAAACCAAGAUAGUAUCAGGCAAAACAUCCAUAGAUCCUUACGCUUCGUACGCUCCGAAUCUACCCUAGUGGACGCGCAGCUUUGAAAGUAUUUUUAUAAUUCAACCUUUUACUAAGUGGUGCUAGUGGAAGCAUAUAGAUUUUAAUAACUCUAUGGCAGCCUUAUAAUAAAAUGACUUUCCUAAUAAGUUAAGUUUAAACAGUAUUUUUAAACCAGUGUACAUACCUACCUAAAAGGUAUCUAAUAUAUGUAUAAUAUUAUGUAGAUAAGUAUAUGUAGAUGUACGGAACAAAAUAUGUAUAGUAAUCAUGUAGCAUACGAUACGACCAUUGCAUGCUAUAAGCAAAGAGGCAUUUAUUUAUAGAACAUAGUUAAAUUAUUUAAAUAAUAAAAUUACUUUAUUUAUUUA